Molecule: messenger RNA, 4704 nt
Organism: Limanda limanda (common dab)
Lineage: Eukaryota; Metazoa; Chordata; Actinopteri; Pleuronectiformes; Pleuronectidae
Gene: arfgap1
Product: ADP-ribosylation factor GTPase activating protein 1
Exons: 13
Coding region: 218-1453 (411 amino acids)
Biological process (GO): regulation of endocytosis; regulation of ARF protein signal transduction
Cellular component (GO): Golgi membrane
Molecular function (GO): GTPase activator activity
Source: RefSeq, a predicted model, not a curated record
ACUCCCAUAGUGCUGUGCACUGCCAACGUAGGCAAACAGGAACAUGGCUACCGGCGUCUAACGCAAACAGACCGUGUUGAAACCCUCUUCUGUGGCCGAACGACAUCCACCGUGUCCCCGCGACAGAAGCAAAGCCUCCUCGUAGAUUCCACCAGUGGAGCCGCAGGGUCUGUGAACGCAUCGUCGGCUCCUUCAUCGCUCUCAGCUUUAGGUCAAAAUGGCAAGCCCAAGGACCAGAAGAGUUCUGAAGGAAGUGAGAACCCAGGAUGAGAACAAUUUGUGUUUUGAAUGCGGGGCUUUCAACCCUCAGUGGGUUAGUGUGACCUAUGGCAUCUGGAUUUGUCUUGAGUGCUCUGGAAAGCACAGAGGCCUGGGAGUGCAUCUCAGUUUUGUGCGUUCUGUUACCAUGGACAAGUGGAAAGAUAUCGAGCUGGAGAAGAUGAAAGAAGGAGGAAAUGGGAAAUACCGCUUGUUUCUCGAAAUCCAAGACGAUUAUGAUCCCAACUGGAAUUUACAGGAGAAAUACAACAGCAAAGCUGCUGCGCUCUUCAGGGACAAGGUUGCAACUUUAGCUGAGGGUAAGGAGUGGUCCCUUGAGACAUCACCUGCCAGAAACUGGACAUCUGCUCAACCCAAGAUGAGCCUUUCAUCCUCUCACCGCUCGGGAGGACCUGGACAAAACGCUGCUAAAUCUAACGACAAAGCUUUUGAAGACUGGCUGAGUGACGAUGUUAAUUCUUAUCAGAGUGGAGGAGGUUACAGCGGCAAUCAAGAGAAUCGGUAUGUUGGCUUUGGCAACACAGUGACCCCAGAGAGGAAAGAGGAAGACUUCCUGAACAAUGCCAUGUCUUCUAUUUAUUCGGGUUGGAGCAGUUUCGCUGUUGGGGCUAGCAAGAUUGCUUCUAUUGCGAAAGAUAAUACGAGUAAACUGGCAAACCAAGCAACUUUAAAGGCCACAGAGUUAGGACAGACAGUAAAUGAGAAUAUUAUCAAACCUACCCAAGAAAAGGUGAAAGAUGGCAAAUUGCUAGAUGAAAUGACAGUCAGCAUCACUGGGCUGGCAACCAAGUUCCAGGGAGCUGGUUCAAAAUUGACAAACCUCUUCUCUGGAAAUCCAGAAGAUGGAUCUGCUGGAGAAAGCUAUCAGAACAUGGAUGCCACUGAGGGGUAUCAGGGCAGUUCUACCCAGCCUGUCUCAAAGGACUUCUGGGAAACCUUUGGCAGCAGCAACUCCUUAAAGGCCAAGAAGUCCCCUAGCAGUGACAGCUGGACCAUGGCAGAGAACUCUGCAAAGAAGAGCUCUGACAGUUGGGAAGCAGCAUCCAACAACAAACACAGCACGGAGGAGGGCUGGGAGGCUUGGGACAACAACUGGGAGAGCGCCGAUGGUAAGACGAAGACGAAGAGUCCCACAAAACCUGCUGAGGACGCCUGGGACAAUGCAGACUGGUAGUGACCUAACAACCAUACCUCUCACAUGUUUCUCCUUUUUCUGGCCUUCUCAUUCUCCCUCUCUCCCUCUGUUCAUCUCACUGGCACUUUCAGGGAAUGAGCUGUCUGUGUCCACUUAGUUCUUGUCAAUCCAUUCAAAAUUGUAUUUAUUAUCAACCUAAGAAUAAAUGAAGAAAGCCCUGGGUUAAAUAAAGCUCAUUACUAAAUAAAUGUUUUGGAAAAAUACAACUAUAUUGACUUCAGUCAUGUAUAUUAUUGUAAAUUACCUUCAUCACAGGGAAUUGCGAUAUAUCAGUGUAGAUAUGGUCAUACAUUUACUGCCUGAAAUCCUUAAUUAUAUAACUAUAAAUGGAAAACUAGAUGGUGUUCAUAAUGUUUUAUGGGUUUAAUGAUACUGGUCUUCAAUUCACCGCAUAAAAAUUAUGCGUGUAAUGGAAAAUAUAAGAUUGUAAAUAUGAUGCCUUGUAAAUACAGAAUGAUUGACUCAACACUGAUCACAAUUAAAUGACUGACCCAUGACCCUUUGCACAUUUUGUGUUUGUAAAUUUCGAUUUUGAAAAGCCUAAUCCUAAAAUGUUAUAAGAACAAUUAAACUACAAUUGGCUACCAUUAAUCAAAUAUAUACAUCAGAAUGGAAUAGGGCUUUAUGUAUUAUCUGUGUGUUAAUAGUGUGCAUUUUCUUCUUUUCAUUUUUUGUUUUUAUUAGAAUGUGCAAAUAGUCAAGGGGGUUUGAUCAUUCUAUCAUUUAGUUAUUGUUUUAAGACCAAAAAAUUCUCCACCGGGAUGUUGACGUUAUUAUAGAUAUUGCUUUUGGGUAAAUGGAUGUUAUGGCUGGCGUCAUUCAAAAAAAUAUUCUGAAAUUUACAUAUUUUAUCUAAAUUGUUGUAUGUAGUUAGUUACAUACAAAUGACUUGUUGAAACUCAUUUUGACUGGAUUUUCAUCCUCACUGUUAAUCAUGGACAACACUCACACUUACUUGUACUUCCCAUUCAGAUGCGUUCAUAACAAAGGUCCACGGUGACAGUUUAAGUAUUCUUGCUGCAGUUUGUUAUUAAUCACAAACUUUCUAUUUGACUUCACAACUGAAAUUAGGAGGAUUUUUGUUUGUUUGUUUGACUUUAUCUUAUAUUAAAGCUGACAGAAAUACUGUUUUUAAAAGAAACUUGCUGGUCUUGAGCAGUUGUUUCAGUCGUCAUUUCCCAGUUUUAUGUUGAAGACACAAACAUUUAAAUAUUUUAAAUCAGUGUUGAAAUAUUGUAUAUAGUAAAUUUCAUAUAAAAAACACUCAUGGCAGGUUUGCUGUAUAUGCUGUAUGUACUUUAUGCAAGCUGUGUUUAACCUUGUCGUAGAGUGGAAGUGCAGAUUGUUAUCUGAAUGGGUUUGUGACAGCUGAACCUGUAACGUGUGACCUCAGCUAACCUGACAGGCCAUUGUAAAUGUCAACAACUCAGUGUGAGCUGCUUUCCACCUUCGUGUCCAGUGUCACUGCACCUUGUUCGUUACGUAUUGUGAGGAUCUGGUGUCACAGUUAUCUUCACACCUGUGCUGACAUCUGAAUUGUGAAGUGAUGUUAAUACAUCUCAUUAUAUGCUGGAUAAUUAGGUGGUCAGCUCUCCAAGCACUUGUUAUGAAUUAGUUCAAUCAAGUAGUACUGGUGCAUCCUCGGUCACAUAAAUGUAAAUUUGGAAAUGAAUCCAAUCCUAUUUGGUCGUUGUAAAAUUUAAAUUAGCUGUCAGGAUUUAGAACGAGACAAGUUUUGCGGCGCGUAACUUGUCUGUGUGGCCUCAAAUUCUUUAUAACCGAGUGUCUUUUAUCCUUCUGUAAAGUUUCAUUUGUAUAUGUAAUACCCUGCAGAUGCUCAGUUUCAUUAAUACAGCAAACUGCUCAGACUUGGAACAGUUCUGGCUUUGAUUUGUGUAAAUUAGUUAGGAUUUUAACUGUAGAUUCUAAAGUUAAUGAUUAAUAUCAGAGAAGAUAUUGGAAUACUUCAAGUCUUUGAGGCUCAGUGUGUUUGCUCAUUGGCCAGUAGUCAAUCUUUAGUGUGCCACUGUUAUUGAGCUGCUGGAUUAUUGUUGUACUUCUACAUGUGCUCCUCAACAGGCCUGGCGAGAAGACUUAUUACAUGUUGCUAUCACAGGUUGUGACCAGUGAGGGAAAACUCCUGCCAACUUCAUUCCAUAACCAUUUCCUACCUCUUAAGAAGUCUGAUAAGUAUCCAGUCGUGGCCAUGUUUUUUUUUUUCUUGUCUUCACCUCCCAGUAUGGUUUUGAUGUUGACCUAGUUAAAACAGGUUCAGAUUGACCAAUUCAAGCGUGUGACAGCAAAGCAGCAAAGUUUGGUCUCCGGUGUUGGUGUGUUUCAUCAGUCACAAAACAAUGAUAUCAAAACGUAUCACUCCUGGAACAUUUGUGUUGCUUAACCUCUGCAGUCAUGUGUUCAUGUUUGCUCGUGUGUUAACAUGCCUUAAACAGCUGUGUUUGCUUUUUGUUAAUAUCGAUGUCAGUUUGCGUGUGUGUGUGCGAUACAGUGAGUUGUACAUGUCAGUAAAUAAUCUAUGAUAAAUCAUACAUCGUUACCCUCAACUUUACUUUUUAAUACUGAAGCGUUAUGUCAGUUGUUUUGUUUUCUUCUUUUUAUCUUCUGAUGGUAUGACAGAUACAUUUCCAGGAAAUAAAUAGAAGACUGUGCCGUGAUGUCUGAGUUUAAAAGGGACUGAAAGAUGUUAAAGAGCUGGUUACUUCUCAAAUGCUGUAGUUUUACUUUUGAUGAAUGUCCUAUAGGGGUUAAAAUUAAAGAAUGUGUAAUGGAAUGAAAUGCAUCCAAUUUGUCUUGAUAUAAGAUAAUAAUUUUAAAAAAAUUAAAAAACAUUUUUUUGCCACAUACCCUGUAUAUAAUUCUCAACCUCAAUUUCCCAGAGCAACAGUUUAGCUCGACAGCAGUGUUUGCCAUUCGAACAUUUGAGAGCGGGUAUGUCCGCCCGCUUGUUGAAGAAACUGUUAUGUCAGAAAUACUAUUUUUGAUGUCAUGCAUGAGGUGUAACAUGGAACUAAACACAUUCAGAUGUUCUUUGAUUUUCAAACGUCGUUUCCCCCGUGAAUUGAAUUGCAGUUGUCUGCCCCCCCCCCUUCAAGUUUCACCAGCAGCCGUCCCUCGAGGUGAGCCAGUAUUACAUGCUCAGUCGAAGCUGUGGAUAUUUUUCCUGUUAACAUGGUUUCUGUGUCGAAUAAAAACGUUUUGUGCUGUGAUCGCAA